Molecule: messenger RNA, 1653 nt
Organism: Thyridium curvatum
Lineage: Eukaryota; Fungi; Ascomycota; Sordariomycetes; Thyridiales; Thyridiaceae
Exons: 4
Coding region: 1-1653 (550 amino acids)
Biological process (GO): positive regulation of G2/MI transition of meiotic cell cycle; protein dephosphorylation; positive regulation of G2/M transition of mitotic cell cycle
Cellular component (GO): cytoplasm; nucleus
Molecular function (GO): protein tyrosine phosphatase activity
Source: RefSeq, a predicted model, not a curated record
AUGGAGACCUCUUCACCUCUGGCCGCCAUGCACCGGCCCACGUCCCUCUUCGGACAGCGGGACAUCUUCUGCCCCAAGCCACAGAUCCAGCCCAGAGAAACGGGACUUUUCAACUUCCGGCCACAGUUCAGGUCUAACCCCGACUACUUCAAUAUCAAGCCCGUACACGGCUCCUCCCCUGCAGGAAGUCUGGCCGCAGACCUGUCUCAAAACUUUAGGAUAGAAGACGCUAGCCCUUCUUUCCCGACUCCUCGGCGUUCCUUGUUCACGGCAAAUGUGAUGGCUGCGGCGGAAGGGAGAGACUACGCGACCACCCCUCCUCUGCCACCUACCUCCUCUCCAGGCAUGCUGGACGAGAUCAUGGACAUGUCGCCGCUGCCGCACAAGGCUCCUUAUGUCGCACAGAUUGAGAUUCAGUCUCCAACUCCUCUCCAAUCGCCCGCCGACGACGAGAUGAUGCUGGAAUCUCCUCUGCCGCAACACUCGUCAUCCGAACUCCUGAAGCCGGCAGUUGUGGAGCGUAGAAAACCCGUUCUCAGACGGCCUUCCUUGACUCGUGCCAAGGGCUACUCUACCGGAGGUAUGAGCGCGCGUCUGCAGCCGGACAGCCAGCUGCCGUUCUUCAAGUUCGGUGGCGAGUCGCGCCUCGCGCCUCCCAGCAACCUCUCACUGGGCGAGUGCUUCGAGGAUUCUCCUCCGCAGGAGAGGCGACCACAGACAGCAAACAGCCCAAGCCUCAAUGCUCCCGGCGCAGUUCGGCCCCGUCCCAACUUUGCCAGCUUAAGCAGUGCCUCGGCUAGCCGCAAUGGCUCUCCCGUAUCGAAUCAUGCGAGGCGGCCGUCCAACCCCUUUGCACGGCCGCGUAAGCAGUACCGCCGCUCGUUGAGCAUGUUUGAGAACCCCGUCGACAUGAUCAAGCCCAAGAAGGACGAGUCCUCGCCCCCGAUCCUUGCUGCAGUCAUGGAUAUCGAGGAGCCCCGCGAGCCUGUCCUGCCUCAUUUCCUACCGGACGAUCCUACCGACAGCAUUCCCCGCAUCGACAGGUCGACUCUGCUGGAAGUGCUCGACGGCAAGUACAACGAACACUUUGAUAGCAAGCUAGUCAUCGACUGCCGUUUCGAGUACGAGUACGAGGGAGGGCACAUUGGCAGCGCUAUCAACUACAACGACAAAGACCUUCUCACUUCUCACCUCUUCCGAACGCCCAUGGAAGGACGGACUCUGCUAAUUUUCCACUGCGAGUACUCGGCUCACCGAGCACCCCUCAUGGCCCGUCACAUCCGUGCCCAGGAUCGUGCUGCCAACGCUGAAUGCUACCCGAGGCUGACCUAUCCCGACGUCUACAUCCUAGAGGGGGGAUACAGUGGGUUCUUCGCGGAGCACGCGUCCAGGUGCGAGCCCCAGGCUUAUGUCGAGAUGGAUGCAGCCGAACAUGCAUUCACCUGCGAGCGUGAGAUGGGCCGUCUCCGUCAGAACCGGAAGGGGCUCAGCCGUGCUGCCACAUUCGCCUGUGGACAGACCGACCGCUACAUGAACGACUCCCCGACCGCUCCCGGCCGGGGCCAGACGCGCGAGGAUAUCUCCAUGAUGGUUGGAGCUUCGCCCAUUCUUGGCAGUGAACGUUGCCAUGCUAGGCGGAUGGCUUCCUACUGA